AUGGGGAAGGGCUACAAGGUGGUGGUUUGUGGAAUGGCCUCGGUGGGAAAGACUGCGAUUUUGGAGCAGCUUCUCUAUGGAAAGCAUACUGUUGGCUUAGAGGAGGGUGCCACAAUGGAAGAUGUGUAUUUGGCAUCGGUGGAGACAGACCGAGGUGUGAAAGAACAGUUACGGCUCUAUGACACCAGGGGUCUGCAGGAGGGUGUAGAAUUGCCAAAACACUAUUUCUCUGUCGCUGAUGGCUUUGUUCUCGUGUACGCCGUGACCAGCCUCGAAGCUUUCCAAAGAGUCGAACUGCUCAAGAAGGAGAUAGACGUCUUUAGAGACAAAAAGGAG
Balearica regulorum gibbericeps (East African grey crowned-crane) is the source of this 336-nucleotide messenger RNA. NCBI's taxonomy places the organism in Eukaryota, Metazoa, Chordata, Aves, Gruiformes, Gruidae. The record is from RefSeq and is a predicted model, not a curated record.